This is a messenger RNA of Ambispora gerdemannii, 1686 nucleotides long. NCBI's taxonomy places the organism in Eukaryota, Fungi, Glomeromycota, Glomeromycetes, Archaeosporales, Ambisporaceae. The record is from the annotation of a GenBank genome assembly.
AUGUUCGUUCAUUUUCCGAGACAAUUUUGCAUAAAUGGCAGCGGUGGCCGUAGUUAUGGAUAUCAUUACUCAAAAUUCAAUUAUUUUCUUAAUGUCCUACGAUUCACUAAUAAGAUUCGCUGUAGUAGUACUAUUAGUAUUAAUGGCAAUAGUGGGACACCAACACCAUUGUUUCGUAAUAAAUGGGAGGCUGUCAUUGGAUUGGAAAUUCACGCACAAAUUAAAUCUAAAACAAAAUUAUUUUCAUCAUCAUCAACAUCGUUUAAUAAGCCCGUAAAUACUAAUGUUUCAGUGAUUGAUGCUGCUUUUCCAGGAACGAUUCCGCAAUUGAAUGCGAGGUGCGUCGAAUUAGCAAUAUUAACAUCCUUCGCUCUAUCAUGCAAUAUUCAACGUGUUUCGUCAUUCGAUCGGAAACAUUACUCGUAUCCGGAUUUACCAGCUGGAUAUCAAAUCACUCAACAUUUUGCUCCACUAGCUAUAAAUGGCAAAAUAUCUUUAUCAUCAUUGUUAGAUGGUCUGGAAUACGAUAAGGAGAUAAGAAUCAAACAGGUGCAACUCGAACAGGACACUGGAAAAAGUCUUUACGAAAUAGGACCAGAUGGAUACCCGGUGACAUUGAUUGAUUUGAAUAGAGCCGGCAUUGGUCUUAUGGAAAUAGUUACUGAGCCUGAUAUUAGGUCAUCAAAGGAGUCCGGAUUAUUGGUUCGCAAAUUGCAAAGUUUACUUCGAGCUGUUGGAUCUUCUGAUGGGAACAUGGAAGAGGGAUCAUUACGCUGUGAUGCCAACGUAUCAGUCCAUGAACCAAGCAAACCAUUUGGCACACGAUGUGAAAUAAAAAAUUUGAAUAGCGUAAAAUUCCUGAUGUCUGCGAUUGAUGCAGAAAUAGAACGUCAAGUUGAAUUAUUAGAACAAGGAAUACCAAUCAUGCAAGAAACGCGUAAAUUUGAUGUACCCGGGAAUAAAACACUUCGAUUACGUGCUAAGGAAUCUUUAAUGGACUAUCGAUAUAUGCCAGAAGCUGAUUUACCAGAAUUGAUAUUAUCCGAGGAAUAUUUGUCGCGUAUCUAUCAAUCAUUACCAGAGUUACCAGACUCCACAAAGUUUCGGCUAACGCGACAAUAUGGUAUUUCAGCGUUUGAUGCUGGUGUUGUGUUAGGUGAAGAGGGAGGUGUUGAAUAUUUUGAGAAGAUAACAAAUAAUCGUAAUCCGAAACUUGUCGUCAAUUGGAUAACCCAUGAACUAUUCGGGCAAUUGAAAACUCGUAAUGUCAAAUUCAUCGACAACCCAGUGACAGUCGAACAACUUGGAUCUUUGGUCGAUAGUGUCAAUCAAAAUAUAAUAUCAGGCACAACAGGAAAACAGGUUCUGGCAUUUAUGAUUGAUGGCGACACUCGUCUUGCGAACGCAAUUAUUCAAGAAAAAGGAUUACAACAAAUAAACGACAGCGUGGAACUUGAAAAAAUCUGUAAAAGAAUUAUGGCAAAAUAUCCAGAUGAUAUUCAACGAAUCAAAAAAGGUCAACUCAAAGUAUUUAAAUGGUUUGUUGGUCAAAUUAUGCGCGAAACAAAGGGACAAGCGAAUCCACAAUUGGUUAAUGAGACGAAAACUGAUCAAAACCUCUGCGGUAUAGCACAUUUAUUAUUUGGCUUUGCACGUUGGCAAUUGAUCAUGUCAGCGCUUGCUUAA